Molecule: messenger RNA, 228 nt
Organism: Enhydra lutris kenyoni (northern sea otter)
Lineage: Eukaryota; Metazoa; Chordata; Mammalia; Carnivora; Mustelidae
Product: 40S ribosomal protein S28-like
Biological process (GO): maturation of SSU-rRNA; translation; ribosomal small subunit assembly
Cellular component (GO): cytosolic small ribosomal subunit; ribosome
Molecular function (GO): structural constituent of ribosome
Source: RefSeq, a predicted model, not a curated record
AUGGACACGAGCCGUGUGCAGCCCAUCAAGUUGGCCAGGGUCACCAAAGUUCUGGGCAGGACCGGCUCGCAGGGACAGUGCACACAGGUGCGCGUGGAGUUCAUGGACGACACGAGCCGCUCCAUCAUCCGCAACGUGAAAGGCCCCGUGCGCGAGGGCGACGUGCUCACCCUAUUGGAGUCAGAGCGAGAAGCUCGGAGGUUACGCUGAACUUGGAGUUGGGUCCUG